GAAGCCGCCGUCGUGAUCGGAGACACAGGAUGCGGCCGCUCGAGAGGCCCGAGGCAGACAUCGACCAACCGUCCCCCGUUUCCAUGAAGCUGUCGUCGUGAUCGAAGACACAGGAUGCGGCCUUCUGGAAGGCCCGAGGCAGACUUCAGAAAUCGUCCAACCGUUUCGCGUUUCCGGGAAGCCGCUGUCGUGAUCAAAUACACAGGAUGCAGCCGUUCGAGUGGGCCCAGGCAGAUUUCGGAAAUCGGCCAACCGUUUCGCGUUUCGAGGAACGUGAGAAUAGCCAGGAUGCGGCCAUUCGGAGGGCCCAGGCAAAUUUCUGGAGCCAGCCAACCAUCUCCCGUUUCCAGGAAGCCGCUGUCAUAAUCGAAGACACAGGAUGCGGCCUUUCGAAAGGCUCGAGGCAAAUUUCGGAAAUCGACCAACCGUUUCCCGCUUUUAAGCGCUCUUGGGCCUCUUUAAUGGUCGCCACAAGUGGAGAAGUGUGGGCGUUGAGGCAGUGCAGGUAAAAGCAGCAUUGGUCCUAGAGCGGGAACAGGGAAGCGGAAGGCUGACAACGGGGAACGGUUUGGUGGUGGUCUUGGCAGCAAAAGCGAUGGCAGCUCACAGAGAAUUGGGCAUCUCUGUCGGAGAUGGUCGCUAAAUGCAACGACUUUCAGAUUUCUGUUGAUGGAAACUUGAUAACCAAUUGCUGUAUCACGUAAACGGUUCUAAGGCUAAUGCUGCUUUUAUCUAACAACACUACUACACGAAACGGCCAAAUGUACACGGCCAUCGCAAAACGGGAAGAUGCACGAGCUAGCGCUUUGUAAGGUAGACAAAUACUAUAUCAGCUUUCCAAAUCCUAGAAACGGUAAAUCGGCUGUCUAGAGGUUGAUUGUCCAGAGAUUGAUUGACAACUCGCCCAAAACCUCCUGACAUUAGUUCAUGGACCACUCACCUCUAACACCUCUUUAUUCUAAGAUUUAAUUUAUUCCGUUUUUUCUAAAACAGCCUAAGUCAUCAUGUUUACAUUUCAGACAUAGUUGCAAAACACUCAGGAGCAUGGCUUUGAUGAUUCCAUGGUCGACAGGUCGUUAUAGGACCAACUUCUAGCCAGGGAACAGAGGCUCGAGAGUCAAACUUACCGAAAACAGCUUACAUAGCCUUCAAUUAAAUCCUAUCGUUACUUAGAGAAACGCUGGCGCGAGCAAGUAGAUCCGUUCAUGAUAAGUAUCAUGUUUAACCCUAACAGGUACCAUGUGAACAUUGGCCUAGACGGGGAGAAAUGUCUUGCAAGGGGGUCUCCUUGUCCAACUCCUAGUCGCCUAAAGAAUUUCAUAGCCUAGUAUGCUGAAACUAGCAAUGGCACAUUAAGAAGCAAGCCUACACAAGUCUUAAUGAAAAACUAGUUGCAAGACUUAGGCGCUAUGAUCUAUCAAGAGACAGGAACAAACAUACCAAAAGUGCUUAACGAGCAUGUCUGAUGGAGAAGCGCGGAAGUACUCGCAUAUCAGGGACUUUGGCUUGGUCAUCAGGAUCAGCGCUGCAACAACUGAAGAG
This is a messenger RNA of Pseudogymnoascus verrucosus, 1542 nucleotides long. RefSeq lists its product as uncharacterized. The coding region runs from base 207 to 509 and encodes 100 amino acids. The transcript has 2 exons. NCBI's taxonomy places the organism in Eukaryota, Fungi, Ascomycota, Leotiomycetes, Thelebolales, Thelebolaceae. The record is from RefSeq and is a predicted model, not a curated record.